Molecule: messenger RNA, 1770 nt
Organism: Papaver somniferum (opium poppy)
Lineage: Eukaryota; Viridiplantae; Streptophyta; Magnoliopsida; Ranunculales; Papaveraceae
Exons: 9
Source: RefSeq, a predicted model, not a curated record
AUGUUGGGCAGUUUCAUUGUCUUCAAAACAUCAGCACAACUUGAUAAGAGGUUUUGUUCUCAAGCUUGCCUCUUAAAAGCAGCCAACUUUUUUAUUGGACCAGAUGGUAGUGGUUUCUUUUUUAUGGAAGCCCAACAACAGAACUUAUACAAGAAGCUCGUUUGUCAACACAAUUACGUGAAGUCAAUUUUUGAGAAGUCAAAGCAAGAAGUUCACUCUUUCCAAUUCAUUUUCAAAGAAGAUGAUGCAAGCCAAUGCAUGGACAUGGCCUUGAAGAACGAACUACAGAAAAAAGGCCGGAAACGCAAACUUCGAGAGGAUGAAAUUGCUUCUCCAACCACUGGACCUGUAUAUAAAUGGAUACCAGAGCCGGAGCGUACGGUUAUAUCUACAGAUGUCAUGGGCACCAGGGGUCGUUUCUUGAAUGCAGAUGCUAGUAUAAAUAUUGGCAGCUCAUACAAUCGGAAGAGUCGUAAUCUUGUUGACUUGGAUCUUAACGUUCUGGAUGUUAGAGAUCAUCUUAUUAUAACUGAUUACAGACAUGGAAAGAUGUUAGAACUGUUCAAAAGAGUCAACAUCAACAUUCCUUUUCUUGAGGCAAUUAAGCAAAUCCCUGCAUAUGCCAAAUUCCUCAAAGACUUGUGCACUCAAAAGCGCAAGAUUAAUGUGCACAAACGUGCUUUCUUAGCUGAACAGGUGAGUUCCAUCAUUCUGAACAAAACUCCACCUAAGUUUAGGGACCCAGGUUGUCCAACAAUUUCUUGCACUAUAGGAAACCACAUGGUCAAUAAAGCUUUAUUAGAUCUAGGUGCAAGUGUGAACCUCCUGCCAUAUUCUGUUUAUGCGCAGUUAGGUCUUGGAGAAUUGAAGCCAACACCCAUAACUCUCCAAUUGGCGGACCGAUCCGUCAAAGUCCCUCGAGGUGUAAUUGAGGAUGUUUUAAUUAAGGUUGAUAAGUUCUACUUUCCUGUAGACUUUAUUGUCUUAGACACUCAACCUGUACAAAACCCGGAUAGUCACAUUCCUGUCAUUUUAGGACGUCCUUUCUUGGCGACGUCUAAUGCGAUCAUCAAUUGUCGUAAUGGAGUGUUGAAGCUGUCUUUUGGAAACAUGACUGUAGAGCUGAAUGUGUUUAAUGUUAGUCAACAUCAUGUGAAUCUUGAUGAUGAGGAUGUACAUGAGGUCAAUAUGAUUGAGAGUUUGAUACAAGAUUCAUUGACUGGUAUUAUGUCAAAAGAUCCCUUGCAAGCAUGUUUGGAAGAUGUUAACUUGGAGUUGUAUGAUGAUGAAUACAUUGGUGAAGUCCAAUCUUUGCUCGAAUCUGUACCUCAAAUGGACAUCACUAAAUGGCAGACUACAGUGGAACAACUCCCACUUUCUGAGAAGUCUGUUAUAUCUUCGGAUGAGUCUCCUAAGGCCAAACAGGAAUUGAAACCAUUACCUGAUACUUUGAAGUAUGCAUUUCUAGGUCCUUCUGAUACUUUACCUGUUAUCAUUUCUUCACGAUUAAACAUAGAACAGGAAAACAAAAUGCCCUCACAUUGGUCGAGACAAGACCGCUCCAAGUUCUUGGCUGAAGUUAAACAUUUCCUUUGGGAUGACCCAUAUUUGUUUAAGUACUGCCGAGACCAAAUCAUUAGGAGAUGUGUGCCCGACAUGGAGGCCUAUAGAACAGCUUAUAAGACACCAAUUGGCAUGUCCCCUUAUCGUCUAGUGUAUGGAAAGCCAUGUCAUCUUCCUGUGGAAUUAGAACAUCGAGCUUACUGGGCU